Botrytis byssoidea is the source of this 1389-nucleotide messenger RNA. RefSeq lists its product as uncharacterized. The record is from RefSeq and is a predicted model, not a curated record. NCBI's taxonomy places the organism in Eukaryota, Fungi, Ascomycota, Leotiomycetes, Helotiales, Sclerotiniaceae. The coding region runs from base 1 to 1389 and encodes 462 amino acids. The transcript has a single exon.
AUGUCUACUGUAGAAGAGUCCUUCAGGCCUAAGGGUGGAGACUAUCCAAGAUCAAUACAAUCAGCCGCCUCAAGCGUGUCAACUAUGAGACCCAAGUCUUCCACACGACGAUCUUCUAAGAGCUCGGCAGCCUCAAGCGUGUCAAAUCCGAGAUCCAAAUCGUCCACACACCGAUCUUCUAAAAGUACAACUUCGCGCAGACAACUUACGCCUCAGGAUCCGAAGACUCAAACUAGCAAUACACUUGUGGAUGACUAUAACAGAAAAAGACGACCAGGCGCUGCAAGCACGUAUGGACAAUCCAGCAGUGGAUCUGUAGCUUCAAGUAAGCCAAGCCGACUAACGAGACUUUUAAAUGGAUUUUCCAACGGCAAUAAGGGUUCGAGUAGCCAGCACAGCUCCCCCAGAUCAGCACGUUCCAGCUCUAAAGCUCCUGCCUCUGUACAUGCGUCCGAAUGCGGACCCGUGGCUCCCAGUUUUGCGCGUCUACAAAGAUUAUCAGCCGCUUCCAAAUACCCGAUUGAUCAAAACGCCCACAUAGAAUCAUGGCGUCAAGCUGUAAUUUCGGAUGAACAUGAACAACAAGCUUUGGUGCCAUUUGAGCAACCGAGAAAUUCGGCAUCUACAAUCAAACAUCCAAAGCCCGAUACCCGUUUAGUUUUAUUUAAGCCACCUGCAAAAGCUGCAUCCUGCAGCGCUCUAGUUUCGCAACAAUCUUCAUCCGCCCCGCUCCGCGACGAUCAUGCAGCUCGAGUCGCACGUAAAUACCACGCCAAAUCGAGAUCGGAAUAUAGUCAAUCGAGCUCCGGCAGGUCAUCUGGAAGUUCUCGUGCUACGAGUAUAGAUGGAAAUCGCAGUGAGAGGCAAGAACGACCGCGACUAAGACAAUCUUCUCAUAGGUCCAACAUUCGAACUCAACGUCCACCUCCCCCUCCACCUCCCCCUCCACCUCCACAUCUGCCUCCACAUCUGCCUCCACAUCCGUCUCCACAUCCGCCUCCACAAUUUCAAGGUCCUCGGGCUCCGGUUCAAGCUCCACCAGAACCGACAUCUGCUCAAAGAUAUACACAGGAACUGCCACCAUUCCCCCGACCAGAACUACAUUAUGAAUCUCGCAUACCACAAUCUCACACAGAGCAUCUACAGAGACCACCGCCUUCUUGGUCUUGCCCACCACCAACGUAUCUCCCGUACACAAUCCUUUAUUCUCCAGAAGAUGAAAUUGCAGAAUUUGAAAGAGAGAAAUUACUUACAAUGCAAAGGCUUGUCGAAGUUAAUGAGAGACUUCAUGUGGAAAUGGAGAGACACAACGAUAAUGUAGAUGCUAUGCUUUAUCAACCCCCUGUGCACCAUCCUCUAUGUUCGUUUCUUCCAACCUGUAACAUUUAG